AUGGUCCCCUUCACCCUUCGUCUAACAACACCCCUCACUACCCUCCUCAAUAUUACUCACCCAAUCCUUCUCGCUGGCAUGGCGCAUUGCUCCACCGCCCCAUUGGCAGCAGCCGUGACCAAUGCCGGCGGUCUAGGUACGAUCGGCGGACUCGGCUACUCGCCCACACAACUCCGCGAAAUGAUUCACGAUCUCAAAUCGCUUCUCAUAAGCCGGGAUCUCCCCUUCGGCGUCGAUCUCGCCCUCCCAGCAGUUGGUGGGACAGCCAGAAAAACGAAUCAUGACUACACCCAAGGCCAAUUAGACGCCCUCAUCGACGUCGUGAUAGAGGAGCAAGCAGCACUGUUCGUCUCUGCUGUGGGCGUGCCGCCAAAACACGUUAUAGAUCGCCUUCACAGUGCAGGAAUACCAGUAAUGAAUAUGGUCGGCCAUCCUCGGCAUGCAGUGAAAGCAUUUGACGAAGGGGUCGACAUCCAUGGCAUUGUCGUCGCGGCGGGCGGUAUCUUCGACGGUCGAGGCCUGGCUGCCGCACUUUUGCUAGGCGCGGAGAGUGUAUGGGUCGGCACCCGCUUCGUGGCGUCAAGUGAAGCGGGGUGCAGUCAGAUGCAUAAAGAGGCUGUUGUGGAUGCGGACUGGCAGGAUACAGUUAGGACGCUGGUGGUCAGUGGGAGGCCAUUGAGGGUGCGGAAGAAUGAGUACAUAAGCGAUUGGGAGGGGAAGGCGGAAGAAGUGAACAGGCUUUGUAAAAAUGGAGUUGUUCCUAUGGAGAAAGAUUUUGAGGAGGGGAAGGACGUGGACUUGCCCUACUUGAUGGGUCAGGUCAGUGCGAUUGUUCGGGAUAUUAGGCCGGCGAGGGAGAUUGUGGAGGGAAUGGCAAGUGAGGCGGUUGAGCAUUUGGGACGAGUGUCGGGCUUCGUCGAGCGGGGAGGAGGGAGCAAGCUGUGA
Bacidia gigantensis is the source of this 945-nucleotide messenger RNA. RefSeq lists its product as uncharacterized. Bases 1 to 945 code for a protein of 314 amino acids. The record is from RefSeq and is a predicted model, not a curated record. NCBI's taxonomy places the organism in Eukaryota, Fungi, Ascomycota, Lecanoromycetes, Lecanorales, Ramalinaceae. The transcript is spliced from 2 exons. Gene Ontology annotation, molecular function: nitronate monooxygenase activity.